This is a messenger RNA of Arabidopsis arenosa, 7769 nucleotides long. The record is from the annotation of a GenBank genome assembly. Lineage: Eukaryota; Viridiplantae; Streptophyta; Magnoliopsida; Brassicales; Brassicaceae.
CAGCUUUUUGGCUUGUGGGUAUCGGAAUGAUGAAAGAGCUCUCCUUUCUGGGAUCCGAGAAGCAAUUCGACGAAACCCUUUGCCGCUAAAACCAUUCCAAUCAAGGCAGUAGUGAUUGGGAGUGAGAGAUUAAUAAUGCCGGUGGUGGCGACCAGUCUCGUUUCGCUUCAGGAGAAGCUUAAAGUGGAGGAGCCAUACCUUCCUCCGCGCAAUUGGGAAUCUUUAUCUUCUCAGAGCCGCCGAUUUCUUCCUCCAACUCGUUCUUCUGCUUCUUCUUCCUCUGUCUCUGAAUCGAGCUUGAUCAGGUUGGCGUUGAAUGCUCUUCAAGGUGUUGAGUCUUCUCUUAUUAGCAUAGAGCAGAUCUCUUCGGCAUUAUGCUCUGAGCCAGCUGAUAGGACCCUCCACAAAAUUCCGAGCUUGUGGCAUCGGUUGUCAAGCACUGAUGCCUUGGGACAGAUUCUUAGAAAUAUAGGCUGCUUUGGUUCUUUGGUCUUUCUUCUCCAUAAGUUCGUAGACCAUUUCACAAGCUUGAAUUUGGAUGUGGAAACAGCUGUUGAGGGACAGGGGAGCUAUAAAAUUGGUGAAAAUGAAGAAGUCAAUAACAAAAGCUGCUAUACUCUUGUUAAUCAGGCUUUUGCUAUUGCUGUGAGAAAGGUCCUUGAAGGCUAUAUAUCUGGGCUGGAUACAUUAUGUGCAUCGAUAGAACUGAGGCGUUCGUCAAACAUUGUUGAUGGGUCUGACCAUGGUUCCUCUUCGUCAGGCUGCCUUACAAACGUCGUUCAUCCAAAGAUAACAUUAUUGGAAGUUUUUCUGCAUACUAGAGAGUUAAGAACACAGAUUGAAGCUCUUGCAAACAUAUGCAAUUUGUAUGAUAUACCCCUUUCUUACUGUGCCUCUCCUUGGGAAUGUCUGAUUACUGAAGCAACCACGCGAUUUCAUGGGUUCUACAGAGGAAGCGACCUGCUUACUUACUUAUAUACACAACUACAGGUUGCUGAUCCUGCUCACAGUGCUAUGCUUAAGUUUUUGUUCCUCAAAACAUGUGAGCCAUAUUGUGAGUUUAUAAGAUCUUGGAUGUUUAAAGCCGAACUUAAUGAUCCUCACAAGGAGUUCAUUGUGGAAUGUCUCAGCGAAUCGACAUCUUUUUCUUGGAAUAAGCCUGGCACCUCCCCAUUGAAGAGCGUAAGGGAGCAAGGAGGGCUUGUUCCGUGUUUCUUGAACGGCUUCUUGGAACCUAUACUAAGGGCUGGUCAACAGCUUCAAGUAAUUACAAAACUUCUGGAACUGUGUAAUCUUCCUGCGUCUGGACACAAAAAUUACACAGAUCUUCUUCCGUGUUGGACGUAUUUUUCUACUUCUAGUCCAGGGCACCCAUCUCCAAUAACUUUCAGCAAAUUACAAAUAGAAGUGAUGGUAAAGAAAAGAGACGAUUACUACAGAAUGAUGCAAGAAAAACUUGGUGACUUUUCAGAAAAGUUUGAGCUCUUCCCUGGGCAGGUUCCUGGAGCAUUAUCUUUACCAAUAUCCUAUGGCGACGGAGACAAAAAUUCUGUUUAUUUCACACUGGAUGAGAGUUUACUAAUUCCUUCAACAGUGGCAAUAGACUUGACCAGGGACCAGAGUGGCUCAGAUUCUGAUGACCAGAAUACAGAAGACAGAUGGUUUUCAGAGAUAGAUGUAUCAUGCUCAUCUGAAUGUUCAUCGACUAGGGAUUCUUUGGAAGCAUCCGAUGUUGGACUCCUUGAUUCACAAAGUACAUUAGUGGGACCUCCACCAAAUUAUUUAUCAGCUCUACGUUUCUCUGUUGCCUCUGAUGGGAAUUGUAAGCAGAAUCUGGUUCAGCAUAGUGAUUCAGGUUAUAUAGACAAUAAUUUUGUGAAGCAAGGUGAGAAGGCAGAUACUAAUCAUCAGUGGAUGGAUACUAUUACUGAGCCAGAAGAGUCAACUGGAGUAUGUGAAGAUGAUAAAUUUAGGGGGCCUAUUUCUAUUAAGUCAUGGCCCCUUGGCGGAUUACCUAGAAAUCCGCUUUGUGUUGAUAAGAAGUCUGCAGAAGAUGACAGAGAAGAUCCAAGAAAUGAUUCAGGAGCUAUGACGGAACAGAGGCACUUAAUGAAUACUGAUGAAGGCAAACUAUUUUUAAACAACAUUUCCACCAGUGGCAGCUGUUCAAAGCACGAGAGGAGACAUGAUUUGCUGGAAAACUGUCUUUCAUCGAAAUUAGAUUUGAUGAAAGACACAAAGGUAAACUACCCUUACGAGGUGCUCAGUAUGAAUCCUUUACUGAGAUGUGAUUUCUUGCGCAAGCAUGGAAAUACAAACAGCAGGAACCAGGGGAAAUCAUUGCCUUGGUUUGAUUUUUCUGCGGUGGAUGACCCUUCAAAAACAUGUCUUACCAGGAUACCUGUACGAGUCCCUAUUGAUUUUCAUAAGGAAUCUCAUAGUUUUCAGACUGAUAGAAAGCGCCAUCGCCAUGCCAACCAAGAAUGUGGGAUAGAUAGGUUUGAUGUUGAAGAACCUAAAGUUUCUUGCAGUCAUUUAUCUUCUGGUAUAAAAGGUUGCGCUGAAGAAAAAAAAUUAAAUGCAUUUGGUGGAGGUAGAUGGGAGGGUAUGCUUCGUAGAUCAAAUAACCCUGAAACUAGUGCCUUUAGUGAUCGCAGACAGGACUCCUCUGGCACAUUUGAAUUGCCACUUGAUUUUGUUAUAGACAAGUGUCUACUGCAGGAAAUUCAUCUUCAAUAUAACUUUGUCAGUAAGCUAGCUAUCAAGUUGCUCGAAGAAGGAUUUGGCUUGCAAGAACAUCUGCUAGCUCUACGUAGAUAUCAUUUCAUGGAACUAGCAGAUUGGGCAGAUGUAUUUGUAGUGUCCGUUUGGCAUCAUAAAUGGCUUGUUACAGAGGCAGAUAAGAGAAUUGCAGAAAUCCAAGGGUUUCUAGAAUCAUCAAUUCAGAGAUCAUCAUGUGAACGAGACAUUUGUAAGGACAGGUUAUUUUUGUACAAAAGACAAGGCACAAUGCAUAUCCCACCAUCAACCAUUGGAGUGCGUUCCUUUGAUUUCCUAAGGUUGGGUUAUCGAGUGGACUGGCCAAUCAGUAUAAUUUUAACAUGCGAUGCCCUGAAAGCGUAUGCGGAUGUAUUUAGUUUCCUGGUUCAAGUGAAACUAGCAGCCUAUGUAUUAACUGAUGUCUGGUGUUCACUGAAGGAUGUAAGACAUAUGAUGCAUGAGAAUAAAGAGAAGAUAUUGAAGCAAGAACUCCGGUGGUUGAACAUAUUGAUGAAACUAAGGCAUCAGGUCAACCAUUUUGUAACAGCACUACAGCAAUAUGUACAUUCAGAAUUAUCUCACGUAUCAUGGUCCAAGUUCCUUCAUUCCCUGAAAAAUAAGGUCAAGGAUAUGAUGGAUCUUGAAUCUGUGCAUAUGGCUUAUCUAAGUGAGGCUUUGCGCAUAUGUUUCCUAUCUGACGAAACUCGAGUCAUAUCUAACAUCAUAGAGAACAUCUUGCAAUGCGCACUGGAUUUCCGGUCUUGUCUUCCCAGAGGUAUUCAGAGUACAGAUCGAGUCCCAAACGAUUCACAGACAAAAACACUAGGCAUAAACACAUCUCAGGUGAUAAUGAGACAGGUAGAGAGAAAGAGGAAAAGAGAGAUAAUGAGCUUGGUUUUCGCCAUUAACGGGCAAAGGUUCGAGCUUGAGCUCUCCUCUGUUGACCCUUCAACAACUUUGUUGGAGUUUCUUCGUUAUCAGACUACUUUCAAGAGCGUUAAGCUCAGCUGCGGUGAAGGAGGAUGUGGUGCUUGUGUUGUUCUUCUGUCCAAGUACGAUCCUGUUUUACAAAAAGUAGAAGAUUUUACCGUCAGCUCUUGCCUCACUCUCCUCUGCAGCGUCAACCACUGCAGUAUUACGACAUCAGAAGGACUUGGGAACAGCAGAGACGGUUUCCACCCGAUUCACAAGCGGUUAUCCGGUUUCCAUGCCUCUCAAUGUGGUUUCUGUACCCCUGGGAUGUGUGUUUCUCUGUUCUCUGCACUCUUAGACGCUGACAAGUCUGAAUCUUCCGAGCUUACGGUUGUCGAAGCAGAGAAGGCUGUCUCGGGAAACUUAUGUCGGUGUACUGGUUACCGUCCGAUUGUUGAUGCUUGUAAGAGCUUUGCUUCGGAUGUUGACAUUGAGGAUCUUGGACUCAACUCUUUCUGUAGGAAAGGGGAUAAAGAUUCUAGUAGUUUAACUCGGUUUGAUAGUGAGAAGCGUAUUUGUACAUUUCCGGAGUUUCUCAAGGAUGAGAUUAAGUCUGUGGAUUCUGGAAUGUAUCGAUGGUGUAGCCCGGUGAGUGUUGAGGAACUAUCGAGCUUAUUGGAAGCUUGCAAGACUAAGCGUGAUGGAGUAUCUAUCAAAUUGGUUGCUGGUAACACAAGUAUGGGAUACUAUAAGGAUGAAAGAGAGCAGAGUUACGACAAAUACAUAGAUAUAACUCGAAUCCCGCAGCUCAAAGAGAUAAAAGAAAACCAGAAUGGGGUUGAGAUCGGAUCAGUGGUAACAAUCUCUAAAGUUAUUGCUGCUCUGAAGGAGAUUCGGGUCUCUUCGGGAGUAGAGAAUAUGUUUGGGAAACUUGCUACUCAUAUGGAAAAGAUUGCGGCGAGAUUUAUCAGGAACUUAGGUAGCAUUGGGGGAAACCUUGUAAUGGCUCAGAGGAAACAGUUUCCUUCUGACAUGGCCACAAUACUUCUUGCAGCUGGGGCAUUUGUUAACAUAAUGAGCUUGCCAAGAGGACUCGAAAAGCUAACACUCGAAGAGUUCCUUGAACGUUCUCCUCUUGAGGCUCAUGAUCUGGUUCUGAGUAUUGAAAUUCCUUUUUGGCAAUCUGAAACAAACUCUGAAUUACUCUUUGAAACCUAUCGAGCUGCACCGCGUCCAAAUGGAAGCGCUCUGGCUUACCUGAAUGCUGCUUUCUUUGCUGAAGUGAAGGAUACAAUGGUAGUUAACUGUAGACUGGCUUUCGGGGCUUACGGGACCAAACACGCCAUUAGAUGUAAGGAAAUUGAAGAGUUCCUGUCUGGUAAAGUAAUAACUGAAAAAGUUCUGUAUGAGGCUAUUACCUUACUUGGCAAUGUCGUGGUGCCUGAAGACUGUACAAGCAAUCCCGCUUACAGGUCAAGCUUGGCGCCGGGAUUCCUUUUCAAGUUCCUUCACACCUUAAUGGCUCAUCCUACUACAGAUAAACCUUCAAAUGGUUACCACUUGGAUCCACCAAAACCGUUGCCAAUGUUGUCUUCUUCACAACAUAUUCCUAUAAACAAUGAAUAUAAUCCAGUUGGUGAGCCUGUUACUAAAGCUGGAGCUUCCCUUCAGGCUUCUGGUGAGGCUGUUUAUGUGGAUGAUAUUCCAUCUCCCACAAACUGCCUCUAUGGAGCAUUUAUCUAUAGCAAAAAGCCAUUCGCACGGAUAAAAGGUAUUCAUUUCAAGGAAAAUUUGGUACCUACUGGAGUUGUUGCAGUCAUUUCUCGCAAGGAUGUUCCUAAAGGUGGAAAGAAUAUUGGUAUGAAGACUGGAUUAGGCUCCGACCAAUUAUUCGCAGAGGAUUUCACCAUUACUGUAGGCGAAUGCAUCGCCUUCGUGGUUGCUGAUACGCAGAGACAUGCAGAUGCUGCAGCAAAUCUUGCAGUAGUUGAAUAUGAAACAGAGGAUUUGGAAUCACCGAUCUUAUCUGUAGAAGACGCGGUCAAGAAAUCUAGUCUGUUUGACAUUAUCCCUUUCUUUUAUCCACAACAAGUUGGUGAUACAUCAAAAGGAAUGGCUGAAGCUGAUCAUCGAAUUCUCAGCUCGGAAAUUCGACUCGGGUCGCAAUACUUCUUCUACAUGGAGACACAAACAGCUCUUGCAGUGCCAGAUGAAGACAACUGCAUUGUAGUCUAUAGUUCAACUCAGACCCCUCAGUACGUACACUCCUCGGUCGCUGCUUGCCUAGGCAUCCCUGAAAACAACGUCCGUGUCAUAACCAGACGUGUUGGUGGAGCUUUUGGAGGAAAAGCUGUCAAGUCAAUGCCAGUUGCAACAGCGUGCGCUCUUGCUGCUAAUACACUGCAGCGUCCUGUGAGGACUUAUGUAAACCGCAAGACCGAUAUGAUAAUGACUGGCGGGAGGCAUCCGAUGAAGAUAACCUACAGUGUGGGUUUCAAAUCCACAGGGAAGAUCACAGCUUUGGAGCUAGAAAUACUAAUUGAUGCAGGGGCAAGUCUUGGUUUUAGUACGUUUAUUCCAUCAAAUAUCAUUGGGGCGCUAAAGAAGUACAAUUGGGGCGCCUUAUCUUUUGAUAUCAAACUUUGUAAAACAAAUCUUCUAAGCAGAGGAAUCAUGAGAUCCCCCGGAGAUGUGCAGGGUACGUAUAUCGCUGAAGCCAUCAUCGAAAAUGUAGCCUCUAGCCUCUCUUUGGAGGUUGAUACAAUAAGAAAGAUUAAUCUCCAUACAUAUGAGAGCUUAGCUCUAUUCUACAAGGAUGGUGCUGGUGAACCACAUGAGUAUACUUUGUCUUCGAUGUGGGAUAAGGUUGGCGUAUCUUCCAACUUUGAGGAGAGGGUUUCUGUUGUCAGAGAGUUCAACGAGUCUAACAUGUGGAGAAAACGAGGGAUAUCUCGAGUACCCAUUAUUUAUCAGGUUUCAUUGUUUUCAACUCCAGGGAGAGUAAGUGUUUUGAGCGAUGGCACGAUUGUUGUUGAGGUUGGUGGAAUCGAGCUAGGACAAGGGCUAUGGACAAAGGUGAAGCAGAUGACUAGUUAUGCUCUUGGUGUGCUACAAUGCGAUGGAACAGAAGAACUCUUGGAGAAGAUAAGAGUUGUACAAUCAGAUUCAUUGAGCAUGGUCCAAGGAAAUUUCACAGGAGGUAGCACAACAUCCGAGGGAAGCUGUGCAGCUGUUCGUCUCUGCUGUGAAACCUUAGUCAAAAGAUUGAAACCUUUGAUGGAGAGAUCGGGUGGUCCAGUCACCUGGAAGAAGUUGAUAUCUCAGGCUUAUGCUCAAUCCGUGAACUUAUCAGCUAGUGACUUGUAUACUCCAAAAGACACUCCCAUGCGGUACCUGAACUAUGGUACUGCGGUCAGCGAGGUUGAAGUAGACCUUGUGACGGGACAAACCACGGUUCUACAGACAGAUAUCUUAUAUGACUGUGGAAAAAGCCUCAAUCCCGCUGUUGAUUUAGGACAGAUUGAAGGAUCUUUUGUGCAAGGACUUGGGUUUUUCAUGCUUGAAGAGUACAUAACAGAUCCAGAAGGACUCGUUGUGACAGACAGCACAUGGACAUACAAGAUCCCGACCGUUGACACCAUUCCUAGACAGUUCAACGUUGAAAUACUAAACAGUGGAUGUCAUGAAAGACGUGUACUCUCUUCUAAAGCCUCAGGAGAGCCUCCGUUGCUACUGGCAGCUUCGGUGCACUGCGCCACGAGACAGGCUGUUAAAGAAGCGCGCAAACAGCUACACAUGUGGAAAGGUGAGGACGGUUCCUCUGAUUCAACGUUUCAGUUGCCUGUUCCGGCUACAAUGCCGGUUGUGAAGGAGCUAUGCGGUCUAGAUAUCAUUGAAAGCUACUUGAAGUGGAAAUUACGCUCCAACUCAUAAUUAUAAGUAACAACAAUUUAUGUAUUUAUAAAACAAAAAGAAUUUCUCCUUUUUUGCUUUGUUUCCUUCUUUCAAAAUACUCUGUUUCUGGUCUCAAUCUGUUUGAUGGUAUGAUUUACUUAGUCAUUCAGGAUUUUGUCGAUUAAUAAAGAAAUCUGAUUUUG